CACGUUAUUAGUCUGCCUUUGUACAAAAGUCUAAUCUUAUUGCCAAGUGUUCAAAUUCCUCACAAAAUCUCAUCUCUUCUAAACAUUAAGAGGCAGAUUUUUCUCCACUGUACGGAAUGGCAAAGGCUAUAAAGAUGUCUGCUCCCUUGAAAACAUGGCUUAUUGGCGCAUCCAUUUUUCUUGCCUGCAAAUUCGAUCCUUGUGGUAAUCAAAAUAUUUAGGACUGCUAGCGCUGAGGGCUUCAGGAAGGGCUGGCUACUGCGCAUGAGCAAGUUUAGUGACUGACAGUAACCAAGGCGGGGUAAAGGACUAAAAAGUGGCCGUCACAGGAAGUUAUGACUGAUUUGGGAAACAUUAAAGAGACUUUGCCGGCAUAAGAAUUCAGAUUUUAAGAUUGGAGAAGGGAGUGAAGGAGAGCGGAGUUCACUCAAAGCGGAAGUGGGAGGGCUGGUAUUCAGGCAGGCCAAGUGAGACAGGCUAGUGUAGACUCCGCAAAGAUGCGAAUUUACUGGUUCUGCCUUUUUAGGCCUUUGCCUUCUCGCCACAACAAUCAGUCAUGACUGAGUCAUGACUGAAUCCUUGGUAAGUUCUUACUUGCUUCUCCCAGUUACCCUCUGUCCUUAUUAUAUAGAAGCAAUAUUGUAUGGUGGUAAAGACUAUAGAAUCUGCAGCUAAAUUGCUUUUACCAGUUUUAGGAGCUUACCAAAGCUCUCUGUGCCCUGGUUUCCUUAACUGUAAAAUGGGAAUGGUUAGGAUGAUAAUGAUAGUAAUACUUACCUUGUAUGGUGAUUGUGAAUGUCAAUUGGUUUAAUGUAUGUUUAGAACAAUGCCUUGAUGCAUAUAUAAUAAACCUUAUAUAUGAGUAUAUGAAUUAGUGUAUUAUUAUUUAUUCUAUAAAGUGGAUAUGUAUAAACACAAAGUUUAAGGAUAUAUAACAAGACCAGCAUAAGUAUGAAAUAUGUAUCUGUGUGUGUGUAUCAUAGGAUUUUAUAUAUUUAUGUUAAGGUACAGUUACUUUUCUGAGCUUUCUGUAAGGCACAACAUAAAGGGAACAAAACAUAUUCACUUGUUUUAUCUAACCUUACAAGACAGUAAGCCACUUGCAUAGAUGCUUAGAUUUCCUAAUAUUGAUCAGUCUUCUGAUGGGUCCCUUCAAGUCCCUGUUAGAAAACUUAUGAUAAACACAGGGUUAAUAUUGCUCUGUUGUGACUUAAAUUAUCUUCCUGUCAACCAAAACUCUCUUGCUGAAGCAAAACUAAAAGGGAUGUGAUUGUUCAGGAAAGCCAAGCCAAGCCUACACAAACAUGUUCUGGACUACAUGUGAAUAAAGUCUUGGUGUCCAGGAAGAUGAUAUAAGCCAUAUGUCCUUCAAAUUAUUUUCCAGUAGUUUUUUUUAUAGUUUUUAUUAUCUAGAUGAAAACCCUGAGAAACCCAUAGGAUUGUCCUUUUACUUUUAGUCUCAGAGUUCAUGACAUCCUGACCAUUUUACAUUCUUUCCCUUCUUCCCUUCUUUUACAAGUCUGUAUUGUUUCAUCUUCAUACAAAAGUGAGAUAAGAAUGGCACCAGAAUUCAAACUUCUCUAAUGAGCAUAGUCACAUGUUUAUUAUCCCAAUCUUCAGGAGGUGGGGGCAGGAUGAUCAAGAAUUUGAAGGUAGCCUGGGUUACCUAGUUAGUUCCAAGCCAACCCAAGCUAUAUAGCAACUUUCUCAAAAAAAUCAAGGAUCAAUUCAAAACACACAGGCACGCACGCACGCACGCACGCACGCACGCACGCACGCACGCACGCCCACCCAGAAAGAUAAAGGGUGUAGCAAGUGGUAGUUUGUCUAGCAUUCAGUGGGCCUUGGAUUCAAUCCAGGAAAUAAACUCUCGAAGUGUAAAAGAGGAAACUAGGGCGUGUAUGUAGUUCAUUUGGCAGAGUGCUAACAUGGUCAAGAAGCCCUUUGUUCUACUCCCAGGAAAACAAUAAUACUAAAUAAAAUAAAAAAGGAAAAAGUAUCUCAUGAUAUCAUAUCACCAAUCAUUGCAGAUCAUUUGAAGUUGGUUAACUUCUGCCCUCUCUGCCUUGUUCUUUCUUUCUAUAUGUACAUAUAUUUUGAAACAUAAUAGUUAAUAUGCAUUCCUCUUGUUAAAAUUUACUCAUUAAAUAAAACUUUUGCAACUCUUUGUCUUCCCUUUACAUUGUAAUAUUGGUCAUAGCAGUACAAAGUGAGCAUCCCUAAUCUGAAAAUCUAAAUUCCCCAAAGCUGCAAAAUAUGCAGCUUUGUGCUUUGUGGACAUGAUACCUCAAGUGGAAAAUUCCACAACUGACCUUAUGUGAUGAUGGGUCAUGUACAAAAUGCAAACAUACUGAAAGUAUUUUACAAAGUUACCUUAAACGGUAUAUAUAUGAACAAAUGAAUUUCAUGUGUACAUUUGGCUCUCAUCCCUAAAAUAUCUUAUGUGAAGAUAUACAAAUAUUCAAAAAAAUCCCAAAUCUAAACUACUUCUUUGUCUCAAGCAUUUUAGAUAAGGACUACUCAAUCUGUAGUAGUAAUGAUGAUGACAAAACACAUGGUGGUGCUAAUGGUAAUAGGAGUGGCAGCAAGUGAGCUUAUACUAUGCAUAGCUCUAUACUAAAAAAUACUUUAUAUGCAUAGGCAAUUUUAAUACUCAUAAUAACACUGUGAAAUAGAUACAAUUAUCAUUCACAUCUUCCAGGUGAGGAACAGAGUGGAUAAGCAAGUGAUCACUGGCACAGCUGGGAUAAAAUAUAAGAUAGUUUUUUACAGAUGUUUCAGUAUCAGGGACACAGAAGGUUUUUGUUGUGUUUUUUAGCAUCAGCGCAGAGGAAGGAACCCCAGGCCUCCUACGUGCUAAAUAAGUUCUCUACCGCUGAACUGCACAUCUAGCUAGUUGAGAUUUUAUUUUGUUUUCUUCAAUUUUUUUGUUUUAGUUUUGAGAUAGGGUUUCACACAUGUAGCCCGGGCUAGCCUUGAACUUGGGAUUCUCCUGCCUCAGCCUCCUGAGUGCUAAGAUUAUAGGGAUAUGCCACCAAAGCUGGUUCACAUAGGAAUAUUUUAAACAGCUAUAUUUUCCUCUUGUAUUCAUACACCAUGAUUAUUGAUGAACAUCAUGUUGAAGGACCUCUGUGUGGUGAUCUCUUGUCAUCUUUGUUUUCAGAGAUGAGCAUUUCUAAAGUGUUUGCUUUAAAAGGUGGGUGUGUUGUGAACUUGCUUAGAUAUCAUCAAACUGCAUUUUGAAAUAUUAAUACAAGUUGACAGCUUCUCUAAUAAUAAGUGAAAAGACCCUUGUGAAUCCUUUUGUCAUAAUUUUAAGAUUUGCAAUGUGAUAGUUGGAAAUAUCUUAUGUUUUAGUUUGUGUUUAUCAAUAUGGUUGAACAACUUUAUGUUUUCCUCUUUUUAUAUUACUUUUGUGAAUUCUUUUUCAAAUACUGUUUUCUUUUUCCACUGGGAGUUUAAAAUCCUUGUCUUUCUAUUUUUAAACGUUUUGUGGAAAUAUAACUUAGACAAAAAAAUCUUAUGUAGAUUUAUUGAAAUAUAACAUAAGUAGAAAAACAUAUAAAGUAUACAGUUUUAUGAACUUCUACAGAUUGAAAACACUUAUGUAAGCAAUACUUGGAUCAAAAAAGAGGAGGAAAUGACAUGCCUUCCAGAAGCUUCCAUGCCAUUUCCAAUCAUUAGCUCUUGAUUUAAAAUAACCACUUUCUAAUUUCUAUCAUCAUAAUUUACUUUUUCUCUUCUUGAAUUUCACAUAAAUAGAAAUAUACAUAUUAUUCUUUUGGAUCUGACUGCUUUCACUUGUCAUGAUUUUUUUGUGAUGCUGGGAAUGGAAUCCAGGGCCUCACAAUGUUAGGUAAGCACUUUUCCACUGAGCUAUAUCUCCAGCCCAUCAUGUUUUAUAUUUACAUCCUUGUUACUUUAGGCAUAAAUAAAAUUUGUUCUAUUUCUGUUAUUAUAUACCAUUCUAUUGUGUAAGUAGUUCACAAUUACUCUUCAAAUCCACUGAUGAUGGAUGUUUCCAUUUUGGCUAUUAUAAACAAUAUUUCUGGGAAUGUUUUUGUUUAUGUAUUGGUGAACCUGUGUGCAUAUUUCCAUUAGAUAUAUACCGAAGAAUGAGGUUACAAUUUCGUAAGUUAGAAGUAUUUUCAGUUUUAGCAAUUCUACCAAGCCGUUUUCCAAAGUGUCUGUACCAUUUUACUACUACCAGCAAAGUAUGAAAAUUUGUGUUGCUUCACAUCACUGCCAACAUUUAGGUUGUUAGUUUUAAUUUUAGCUGUUCUGUUGGAAAAUACUAGUAUUAGUAUCUCAGUGUGGCUUAAGUGUGUGUUUCUCUGAUGACUAAUGAUGUUAAGCGUCUUUUUGUAUGUUUAUUCACCAUUUGGAUAUUGUCUUUUGUGAAAUACCUAUUAAAUAUUUUUCUUUUUUCUACUGGAUUAUCAAUAUUUAUCUCAUUACUUCUUAAUAGUUUCCAUAGUACAAGAGUCCUUUGCUUUGAUUAGAUAUUGCAAAUCUUGAAGAAGGCUGUUGCAGUGCUGAGGAUGGAGCUUGGGGCCUGUGCAUGCUGGUCAAGUAUUCUACCACUGAGCUACACCCCUAGUCCCUAAGAAGGAUUUUUAAAAUGUAUGCAAUUGCAGGGAUCAGUGUCAUUCGAGGAUGUGUCUGUGGACUUCACCCAGGAAGAGUGGAAUCAACUGGACCCUAUUCAGAGGAGCCUAUACAGAGAUGUGAUGCUAGAGAAUUAUAGCCAUCUUGUCUCUUUGGGGUAUCCUAUUACCAAACCAGAUGUGAUCACCUCUUUGGAGCAAGGAGUCCUUGGCAUCAUAAAGAGAGAAAUCCCAAGUUCAAGUUGCACAGAAGAUGGGCAAACUGAAGACUACCUGGAGUGGCAUCAGGAAAACCAAAAUAUACACCCGGAGCAGUCUGUAUCCAUUUUUGAGAAAAAUGUGACUGAAAGAAGUUGUGAAUAUGAUGAAUUUGUAAGCCCACUUCCUCAGAACACAUGGGUAGUUACUUCAGGACCCACACCCUAUAUGAAUAACUCAUUUGGGGAAAGUAUUAAAGAUAAUUUAGGUUUACUCAAUCCUAGUAGUUUGAGCUUUGCAGCUCAGGAAUGUUAUGAAUGUAAUAGAUGUAGGAAAUUAUUAAUUCCUGGCAGACAUGAGAUAAAUGAUGGAAUGAAAUCCCAUGACCAUAAUAUGUAUGGUAAAGAUUAUAUUUAUAACUUUGUUCAACAUGACUUGACUCAACUUGGAGACAGAAGCUAUGAAUGUCCUGAGUGUAGAAUAACCCUCAGCCCAAGUUCAUUCCUUAUUGUUCAUCGGAUCACUCACAUAGGAGAAAAGCCUUAUGAAUGGGCAGGAUGCAGAGAGGCAUUCAACAACACAGCACAGCUCAGUCUACAUCAAACAAUGCACACAGGAGACAAACUCUUUGGGUGUAGUGAGUGUGGUAAAUCCUUCAGAGAGGAAUCAACACUGCAUAUACAUCAAAGAACACAUACAGGUGAAAAACCAUAUGUAUGCACUGAAUGUGGCAGUGCAUUCCAAGAAAAAACAAAUCUCAUCAUACAUCGGAGAACUCACAAAGGAGAAAAACCCUAUAAAUGUACAGAUUGUGAGAAAACCUUCAACCAAAAGGCACAUCUAAAUGUACAUCAGAGAACACACACAGGAGAGAAACCUUUUGAAUGUACUGAUUGUGGCAAGUACUUCAGAGAGAAAUCAACACUGAAUAUACAUCAAAGAACCCAUACAGGAGAGAAACCAUAUGUAUGCAAUGAGUGUGGCAAAGCCUUCAGAGAAAAGACAAAACUCAUUAUACAUCAGAGAACUCACACAGGAGAGAAACCCUAUGAAUGUUCAGAAUGUGGGAGAGCCUUCAACCAAAAGGCACACCUCAGUGUACAUCAGAGAACACACACAGGAGAGAAACCUUUUGAAUGCAAUGAAUGUGGCAAAGCUUUCAGAGAAAAAUCAACACUGCGUAGACAUCAAAGAAUUCAUACAGGAGAAAAACCUUAUGUGUGUUCAGAAUGUGGAAGAGCCUUUACCCUUAAGCUGAGCCUCAGUGCUCAUCAGAGAAUUCAUACAGGGGAAAAAACAGAUGGGUGUACAGUAUGUGGAAAAGUCUUCUCCCGAAAAUCAUACCUCAUGUUACAUCAGAGAGCUCAUACAAGAGAAAAAUUUGAAAAAUCCUAUGAAUGCAAUGAAUGUGAUAAAGCAUUCUUCCAGAAAUCAUAUCUCAUUAUUCAUCAAAGAGUCCACACAGGGGAAAAACCCUAUGAGUGUAAUAUAUGUGAGAAAUCUUUCUCCCAAAAGUCAUAUCUCAUUAUUCAUCAAAGAACCCAUACAGGAGAGAAACCCUAUCAAUGUGAUAAGUGUAGCAGAGCCUUUAGAGAAAAGUCCAAACUCACUGUGCAUCAGAGAAAUCACACAGGAGAGAAACCCUAUAACUGCUCUGAAUUGGAAAGAAACUUUCCAGAUGUCAAAGUUCAUCAUGGAUUAGAGAAUGUAGAGAUAAGAGAAAAUGAAUUGAAAAUGGAAAAUCUGACAUAGUAAAAUCAAACAAAAUGAAACUGUAAAUGGUGUUGGGGAAGUGCUGUAUGUAAAUAGGGUGCUUUGCUGAGGAUAUGUCAGUUGAGCUAAAAAUUCAGCACCAUCCAUAUUGGGAGAAGAUCAUUCUGGGUAAAAGGAAUAGAAAGAUCCUCUUUCUUAAAGCAAAAUACUUGGUCUUUGUACUUUUGCAUUAUGGACCUAUUGAAUGAAUGAUCAUUUUCCAUCAAAGAGGUUGCUCAAUGCUGAAAUCAUUAGAAUGUAUGAAAGCUGUCAGAUGGAAGACAAACCUGAUCAUAAAUAUGGGCAUAAGUAUCAAAGAAAUUCAAUUAAUUAAUUUCAAUAAGUGUAUUUCCUCAGAAGUGAAGAGAAAUAUAUAUGUUUCCAAAUUUAAUAUCGAACUCUCAUAGAAAAAAGAAACAAAAAACUUAUUAGAAAAAGUGGUUUACCAAACAAUUUUAAGUUAAAGAUUUAAAUAUAACCAUUAAAGGGGCAACGAAUAAAAUAUUUUAAAAUUCCAAAGUAUUAUAAUAGUCAGAACAAUGUAAAGAAGAUACCACUAGUGUAUCAAAUUCCAGUUUUAACAGGUGAUAAUGCCAAGUUUCCACCCCAGCCUGAUCUAAGCUUCCAAGAAGGACUAUAAGCUGCCUAAUAGGCUUUAAAAGACCUGUUUUUUACACAGAUUCAUCAGUUUACUUCUUCUGCUUUUGAUGAAUGCCUUUUGAUGAAUUCAGAAUUCUGUCAACAGCCAGCAUGGUGACAACCUUUAAGGACCUCCAUGGAGAUGUGAAAUUGUGUUAUCUAUACUGAUUGGGGCAAAAUAUAGGGGAAUUCCAAUUGACAUUAAGGAAGGGAUCUUGAACUCUCCUUGCCAUGCAGUGACAGCUAGCAUGUUUUUAAUGAUCAUUCCUGCUUAUUUUUGAUGAACACUGAAAGCAAGGCUUUGCAUUGUUGAGUAGCCACCCCCCAUGACCAUGGACUACAAAGGACAUGAACAACUACUUCGUGAGAAUAGCUAAUUCCAGUGGGACUGCCCAGGGAAAUGAGAGCAAGUGGCAAGUUCUUAGUAGCUUUGUUCAAGACACAAACUGAAACCCAGGCAUUCUGUAAAAAGAAAUUGCUUUGUGCAUCCAUUGAAUUCUUUGCCUAAAUUCCAAGCCUGUCAUUUGCAACUUUGGAUUUUGAUUAUGAAAGAGGUAAUAGGAUGUUGGGACUUAGAAUGGUAGUAUGUGGAAAUAUGUGGGAAAAUGUGAAUAUUUUAAAUUCUCAGUACUCACAGUGUAAGCUAUAUUUAAUUUUAUUAUCCCCUGAAGAUACUGUAAGUGUCUUAAAUAAAGACCCUGUAGUGACCUCA
Messenger RNA from Peromyscus californicus insignis, 7908 nucleotides. Its product is annotated as zinc finger protein 182-like. Gene Ontology annotation, molecular function: DNA-binding transcription factor activity, RNA polymerase II-specific; RNA polymerase II transcription regulatory region sequence-specific DNA binding. NCBI's taxonomy places the organism in Eukaryota, Metazoa, Chordata, Mammalia, Rodentia, Cricetidae. The transcript is spliced from 5 exons. Bases 4626 to 6557 code for a protein of 643 amino acids. The record is from RefSeq and is a predicted model, not a curated record. Gene Ontology annotation, biological process: regulation of transcription by RNA polymerase II. Gene Ontology annotation, cellular component: nucleus.